AUGGUAUUAUUAUGAUAGGUGAGAAGUGAAUGAUGGAUAUUUAUGUAAUAAAUGUCUUAAAUUUGUAAAGGUUAAAGGUUCAGCAUGUUCUAGAAUCCGACUUCUGUUGCAUGCUUGACUCCCACACCGAACCCAAGAGGAGAAAACAGUCUGUUCUUAAUAUAAACAAACAAGGAUGGGAAAAAAGUGGGGACAAAAAGAGGCAGUCUGGACAAACAUCUGACCCUUGAGUUUGCAUUUUUGUGUCAUUGUUCAGAAACGUUCCUCUGUGGGCUUGUGUGUCGCACAGCUCUUGUUCAAACGGCUUUACACGCAGACAUCAGUCUCUUUUACAUGAAACAUUUACAGGACGCUGGGGGAUUGACUUUCCUAAAUGCGAGUCAAAAACAAAAGGACUGGAGUGAAGAUCUUGACCGAGAGCAUCAUGUCCGAAUCAUUUGACUGCGAGAGCUGUAAAGAGUCUCUGUAUGGCGAGAAAUACAUCCAGGUGGAUGAUGUUCCCCAUUGUGUCCCAUGUUACGACCGUCUGUACGGCAACACCUGUCACCAGUGUAAAGAGCUCAUUGCACACAGUGCCCGAGAGCUGUAUUAUGAGGACAGGCAUUAUCAUGAACAAUGUUUCCGCUGUUCACGCUGCGGAUGUUCACUGGCCGAUGAAUCUUUCACCUGUCAGAAUGACGCUCUCGUGUGUAACGCCUGUUACUGCAGUGAGUUUUCCUCCAAAUGUGUGGCCUGCAACAAAACUGUGAUGCCAGGCUCCAAGAAGUUGGAGUACGGUGGAUGCACCUGGCACGAGGAAUGUUUUAUUUGUUGUGGUUGUGAGCAGCCCAUCGGGGCUCAGGCCUUCAUCCCAGAUAAGGGCGAUUACUACUGUGUGCCGUGUUACGAGGGACGGUUCGCUCCGCGCUGCGCUCGCUGCAAACAGAUUUUAGUGCAUGGUGGGGUCACAUACAGAGAUGAGCCGUGGCACAGAGAGUGUUUUCUCUGUACGGGUUGUAAGACGCAGCUCGCCGGUCAGCCGUUUACAACACAAGGUGAAGAUCCGUACUGUGUGAAGUGCUUCAGUAACCUGUACGCCCAGAAAUGUGUCGCAUGCAACAAGCCGAUCACAGGUUUUGGAGAAGGGAAGUACAUCUCAUUUGCGGAGCGUCAGUGGCAUCAGCCGUGUUUUAAGUGUUCCUCGUGUUCAGCGUCUCUGGUCGGUGCCGGAUUCUUUCCGGACGGAACAAACAUUCUCUGUAAAAGCUGCAAUGGCAAAUAACCCACGGCUCGUUUCCACAGAUGAACUGUAGCUUUGUGAGCAGACCUUUAAAUACAAGUUAUACAUGCAUUUAUAAAUGACAUCAUUUAUAUAUAUGUAAUGUCAAACAGAAUUUGUAAGAUACACUGUUGUAUUUUUGCCAUAUAUCAUAAUCAAAUCCGUUUGAACGCAGUACGUGUAAACGAAACCCUUCUUUGAAAUGCUGUUGUUUUUAUAAAUGCAGGCACUUUUGCAUAAUUUGAAAUGUGAGUCAUUUCCAUCGAGUCCAAUGUUUGCAUAUUCUUUAGACCUUACAUUUCCUUCGACUGCAACAUUCCUCAACAAUGCACGCUGACCUAAAUGUCUAAAAGUCGUGUGAUCACUGACACAUGAAACUAUAAAAUUUUGCACUGCUUUAUACGCUGUUUUGAAAAAAACAUCCAGAGUUUCAAAAGCAUAAUGCAUGUGUUUGUUCUUAUAUUGUGAAUAGAUGAAUAUCAAUAAUGCUUUACUGUUCUGCUUUAUAAUGAUGCUUACAUGAAUGUUUCUGAUCUUUGAUGUAUUUUUUGUGUAUGAAUGUCUUUUGUGUAAAAUUAUACAUAUAUUUGUGUAAAGUUAUUAAAUAUUGCUUAAAAUAUGAUGUUUGAAACAAAUACACAAAAUCUAGAAUUUCUUUCUGUAAAAACAAAUGUAAUUGAAGUGCGAAGAUUCUUCAUAUUGUUGUAAAAUGUUCCUUGAAAAUUGCCGCUGUGCCCAAAAAUGAAGUAAAAAGACAGUUAUCUCUACUUACGGUUAUUUAUUAAAAUCUCAUGUGAAAGACUUAUUUUUAACUCACUUUUGCCCCUUUACCAGAUCCCACAUUUCUGACUGAUGUUUUGCCCAAAUAAGGGCAUGCGGUGUUAAAAGAUGCUUAUGGAACAUGUCACUUCCCAAAAACUGAUUGAUGCCAGAAUUACACGGCAGGUUUCUCUGAAGUGAAGAGUGCAGGAAAUACAGGUAGUGACCUCAUCAGCGUUCUGGAUUCAUCGGACAAAUAUAUGAUGAAUGACACAUGAGACUGUCCACACACCACCAGUGACGAGAGAAGAGCUGCCGGAGCUUUCCGAUACCUCUCACAUAUUCAGGUUUUCCAAGAAUGUUGAAAUUUUGGGGUUUAACUGAAUUUCCAUAUCUUGAGUUUGACUUUGUAAGUCAGUUUUCCUCGAGUUCACACGUGAGAACAGAAGAACCACAGGUGAAGUUCAUCACAUUAAAUAUGGACAUGAACAUUUGAAAACCAAAUGUUUUCCAGCUCUGUCCUGCGCAGUUACAGACAUUAAAAA
Molecule: messenger RNA, 2562 nt
Organism: Triplophysa rosa
Lineage: Eukaryota; Metazoa; Chordata; Actinopteri; Cypriniformes; Nemacheilidae
Gene: fhl3b
Product: four and a half LIM domains 3b
Exons: 6
Coding region: 374-1261 (295 amino acids)
Biological process (GO): actin cytoskeleton organization
Cellular component (GO): Z disc; stress fiber; nucleus
Molecular function (GO): actin binding; transcription coregulator activity
Source: RefSeq, a predicted model, not a curated record